AUGUGUAUGAAUAAUUAUUUCUUAUUCUGUCUUUUUUUAUUUUUAUUACAGGGAGGAAUAUGGGAAUUUAUUGAAGAAAUAUUUAAUGGAUUGAUCAAUACUUUAGAUCAGGAGGAGGAGAUGGUCAAACUGUGGUGUAAGGAGGAUCAUGGGAAAGAAGAAACUGAUCAAUUUAGUACAGAGAAGAAGGAAUUCUGUAAGGCUGUUAUAAAAAUAUACAUGUGGAUGAAUGGGUUGAAUCAGAAUUUACGUAGAGUACGGGAUCCUAAGAACAUGAGUGAUAUAGAGUUAUAUUUAAGGUGUGUAAUAGGGAACGUGAGCUUGGUGCACUUGUACAAAGGACAUUGUCUAUUCGAAGAAUUCAAUGAGUAUAUUUCUAAAUCUUUAGGAGGAUAUCAAGAAAAUAUAGGUGAUAUAAAUAACAGUCGUGUAUGUGAGAAUAUUGAGUUCAGUAAAGUGAAGUUAGGAGGCAAGUUAAUUGGUGGAAUCAUAGAAGGUUGGAUAGACAAUCUGGAAAAGAAGGGAGAAAAAAUAAGAGGGUAUGAAUGGAUAAUGAGGAAUAAAGAAUGUAGAACGAACAAUAAUGACUGGCGGAAAGUAGAAAGAGGGAAAAACGAAAACAAGAAUGAUAUUUUGAAAUGGUUCGAAGGGAAGGAUAUAGAGGAAUUACAGGAAGUUAUAAAGGGAAAAAAUUAUUUAUCCAAAGAAGAAGCAGAGGAUGUAGUGAAAGGAAUGAAAGAGAAAGAAAUAUUGAAGGAAGAAAAAGUGAAGGAAGAAUUAGAAAAACGCGUGGACCAAAAAAUAAAAGGAAGAAACGGAUCUUCACCCCAACCACAAGCAACCACCUCCAAACCUGGCCCUCCAGAACCUACUCGAGCACCCCAUGGCCCUGGAAUAGCGGAUAAGUCAAAUCCGAAAAGUGGAAUGAGUGAAGAUGAGAAGGCGUUCAUAGAAAAGUUGUCAGAAGAAAAGGUGGAGGACAGCGAUAUAAGUACUUUCGCUAGUACAUGCGAAGAGGAAAGGACUGGAAUGUCAGGAUUAGAAGCAGGGGCGACAGAGAAAGACAAAUCUUUCUGUAGAAUAAUGUUAAGAAAUUUCUUAAUGGCAAGUCCAAAGGAUAAUAUCGACAUGAUCAUAAAGGGGAAAGGUUAUCUGGAAAAUAUUGAUCCUCCUGUACGAUGUCAAAUUCUUAAUCUGUGGAUGAGACACUAUAAGGAGGAGAAGAAAUGUGAUCCGGAGAAGAUGUAUGAGUAUAUUAAGAAAAGUAUAGACGCAACAGUAGGGGAAGUAAAGUGGAUGAAUGGAAGUUAUCAGAAGUGUGAAUACAAAGUUGGUAAUGAUUCCCAUGUGAGCACAGUAGACACGUACUCCGCAAGUAAAGAAGAACAGUGGGAAAAACAUAUACGUGAAGGAAUAGCGAAGAUAGGAUUAGGGGAAAACUGUGGUGAAACCAUACAUGGAUCAGGAAAGGACCAAACUACUCAAGGCACUGGAGGUGGCCUAGGUGGUAGUGGUAGUAGCAGUCACGCAGCUGGUGAAGCACCACCAAAACCCGAUUCCUUACCAGCUCGACAUCCUCCUCCACCACCCCCAAGGAGACCAGAAACAGAAGUGCUUGCAGCUGCUAAAGCACGGAAGACGCUACCCAAAGUUAAGGAAGUAAACUUUAUGCAUUCUUCCCUUCCAUACCUUCCUAUAAUUCCUGUAUCCAUCGCCACCUUCGUUACGAGUUAUUUACUUUGGAAGUACUUUGGAAUGCUUGGUACGAGAAGAAAACGUUACAGAAGGGCUUAUCAAGUACGUGGUCCCUCCUUAAAACAGCAGAUUGUUGACCAUGUGAACAACCAGCCAGAUGGUCCACAUGAAUAUAUCUUAGUAAAGGAACGCAAACCUCGUUCUACGCCUAUAAAAAGGAGGAAAAAACGUGGUGCUGAUCGCCGUGCUGGUCGCCCUGUUCGUCGUCCUGCUGGUGUACGUCGCCGCAUGAUUAUUGAUAUUCAUUUAGAAGUCUUAGACGAAUGUCAAAAAGGGGACGCCAAACUGGUUCAGGAAGACUUUUUUGAAAUUUUGGUUCGAGAGUUUAUGGAAUGCAAAUUUAUGAAAGAAGAAAAUGUUCCUAAGGAAGAAGUUUCUAAGGAACAACUUCCUAUGGUUGAUGUUCCUAAGGGAGAGGUUCAUAAGGAACAGGUUCCAAGUUCUGAUUCCGGGUUUAGGGAGGAAGGCUUUGUUCCUGAGGAACAGGUUCCAUGUUGA
Plasmodium coatneyi is the source of this 2253-nucleotide messenger RNA. Its product is annotated as SICA antigen. The record is from RefSeq and is a predicted model, not a curated record. The transcript has 3 exons. The coding region runs from base 1 to 2253 and encodes 750 amino acids. Lineage: Eukaryota; Apicomplexa; Aconoidasida; Haemosporida; Plasmodiidae.